This is a messenger RNA of Hyposmocoma kahamanoa, 1802 nucleotides long. RefSeq lists its product as uncharacterized. The transcript has 9 exons. NCBI's taxonomy places the organism in Eukaryota, Metazoa, Arthropoda, Insecta, Lepidoptera, Cosmopterigidae. Bases 336 to 1211 code for a protein of 291 amino acids. The record is from RefSeq and is a predicted model, not a curated record.
CGGUUGAGGCGCGACGGCCGCACCCGUGUCACUUCCGCUAAAAAACAUUCCGCAGUACUCUAAAAACUACUGCAUUUCCAACAACUAACUGUUAAAAAGCGAAAAAGGUUUAAAAUAAAAAAAAUGCGCCUGACAUAAAUUAUUAGCAAGUGAACAUCACGCGUAUUUGAAGUGUUUACCACGUCAGGAGCUUCGCGGUUUUAACACAUGUGGCAGAAGGGAAUAAGGUUCGAUACUGCGUGGCAUAAGCCCGGGUAGUCCAGUGUAUCAAAGGUCUUUGUGUGCCGGAAUGACACGGUGGUUGUUUGGCAUGUGACGCGGGCGCAGUGAGCGGCAUGCCAGGCGAGCGUUCGACGCGGGCCGUGGCGCUCGCCGCGCUCGCGAUCCUCGUCGUUCUCGGUCCGCACCCGCUCUGGGCGGAUGAGACUGAGACCACCACCGCUCCUCCAUUCGAUCCAUCAAAACGUGGCAACAAGAAAUAUGGAGAUCAUUGCUCCGAAGACAUCGACUGCAGCUUCGAACAUUCCGUCUGCGACGCCGUGCACAAGCUUUGCCGUUGUGACGAGGAUUAUGUCACCAACCACGUCGAUAAGUGUGGAAAACCUGCGGGCAUCAACGAGUCGUGCACCUUCAAUCAGCAAUGCGAGGACAUGGUGUUCCAGACGGAAUGUAGGAACGAGCGAUGCGCUUGUAUGUUCGAGAUGAUCCCUGAAGUCACUGUGGAUGGCACUGUCGCAUGUAAACCGGAAAAGAGACAAGAAGAAUCGUUGAAGACGUUAGACCCGGCAAUGAUUGGCAUUCUUGUGGCUAUGGCACUCAUGUUUGUCAUUAUCUGCGUCGUUCUCCGCCUCUUUAGCAGGGCAAGAUGGAGGGAAAACCGCACGAUCUUCAACACACCGAAUCCACGACUCAUGAAUGUUUCUUUACUACGGGACUCCAAACUGUUGCAUUCUCAGGAUCGCCGUGGGUCUCGUGUUAGCAUGCGUCCCCCAUCAAGGCACGCUAGCCAACAGGAACUAAGACCACAUUCACCUAAUACUGCACGCCAUCACCAAAGUCAUCAGCUACACCGAAAACCUUCAGGAUCUCGUCGAGGAUCAAGGGCAAGCAGCGGCCACUCUGCCACCUCUCUGAGGUCAGCAACUCUUCGUUCGCCCACAACGCCAGGCCCCACAUCGGUUACCGUAGAAAUACGCCCACCAGAUGCAUAAAACAAAAAUAAAUAAUAUCACGAAUUUGAAAAUGGAUUGAAUAGAGAAGGCACUCUCUUAGAUAAAGUCAAGACGGACAAAUCUAUAGGAAAUGGUAUAAAAGAUUGGUUGUAAACGUAAUGCUAAAUUAAGACGCUUUCAAAGUAUUUUUAAACGACGCAAAGUCUGUAACACAUGCCGAACAAAACUAUUAACGUAUUAUAAAAAUACUCAGUCCAAAUGUUUACAAUAUUUGUGAUAAAAUUUACCAGUCGUUUAAUAUUAUAAUUAAGUUAAAUUAAACUUUUAUCGUGGAAAGUGAAACUAUUAUUAAAAUUAUAGCAAUAAUGCACAAUGUAUCUGUCGUUCAUAAUAUAGCCACUUGAAAAGUGCCUCUAACUCAAAUUGCGUAAAAUAUCAUAAUAUUUGUCUCUCAUUAAACACAUUUAUCGAAUUAAGCUAAAUAUCUAACAAACAAAUUAGACACUAAACUAGUUUUAAAAAGAAAAAUUAAAGCAGUUCACUUUAAUCUAUAUUUAUAUCAACAUUCAUAAUACAAAAUUAGUCACAAUUAAAAUCUUUAAGUGUAGAGCACAAUUCAACGAUAUUUUU